Molecule: messenger RNA, 2973 nt
Organism: Hibiscus syriacus
Lineage: Eukaryota; Viridiplantae; Streptophyta; Magnoliopsida; Malvales; Malvaceae
Product: protein SEMI-ROLLED LEAF 2-like
Exons: 19
Coding region: 16-2973 (985 amino acids)
Source: RefSeq, a predicted model, not a curated record
AUAAAUACAACAACAAUGAGCAUCUCCGGAGCCAUUUCCAGGCAUGUCAUGCCUGCAUGCGGCAGCCUGUGUUUCCUUUGCCCUGGACUACGUACAAGGUCCAGGCAGCCUAUUAAGAGGUACAAGAAGAUGAUUUCCCAGAUAUUCCCUCGUAAACAGGGGGAAGGACCGAAUGAACGUAAUAUAGGAAAACUAUGUGAAUACGCUGCCAAAAAUCCUUUGCGCAUCCCGAAGAUCACUAGUCUCCUUGAGCAGAGGUGUUACAAGGAGCUGAGAAAUGAGAAGUUUCAAUCAGUGAAAAUUGUUAUGUGCAUUUACAGGAAACUGUUGAUCUCUUGUAAGGAGCAAAUGCCACUAUUUUCCAGUAGCUUGUUGAGCAUAAUACAGACUCUGUUGGACCAAACACGGCAUGAUGAGAUGCGAAUCAUCGGAUGCCAUACACUUUUUGAUUUUUUGAAUAAUCAGGAGGAUGGGACCUGCAUGUUUAAGUUAGAAGGCUUUAUUCCACAACUAUGUCAAUUAACUGGAGAAGGUGGAGAAAGUGAAAGGGAAAGAAAUCUAUGUGCUGCUGGGCUGCAAGCACUUUCUUCAAUGAUUUGGUUUAUGGGAAAACACUCUCACAUUUCGGUGGAAUUUGACAAUAUUGUUUCAGUAGUCUUGGAAAAUUAUGGAGACCCAAGGAAAAGUUCAGAGAAUCCUAAUGGUGCCCAAAGUCAGUUGGAAGAAGACGUGCAAAAAGAUGAGGGGCAUGUCCCCAUAAUAUUUCCUUCUUGGGACACAAUUGUGAAUGACAAAGGAGAACUAAAUGUCUCAGUGGAAGAUGCCCAGAAUCCCUCCUUCUGGUCCAAGGUUUGUUUACAUAACAUGGCAAACCUAGCCAAGGAAGCUACCACAGCACGACGUGUUCUCGAGUCAUUGUUUCGUUACAUGGAUAAUGAGGACUCAUGGUCUCUUCAAACUGGUCUUGCCUUUCCAGUCUUAAAGGAUAUGCAGCUUUUACUGGAGAGCUCUGGACAGAACACACAUUUAUUGCUAUCCUUAUUAAUUAAGCAUCUUGACCACAAAACAGUUCUCAAACAACCUGACAUGCAACUUCAAGUUCUAGAGGUUGCAACCUCUCUAGCUCAACUUUCAAAAGUUGAACCUUCUAUAGCAAUACUUGGUGCAGUUAGUGAUGUUAUGAGGCAUCUGCGAAAGAGCAUACACUGCUCGCUCGGUGAUGCAACUUUGGGACCCGAAAUUAUACAAUGGAAUAGGAGCUUUAAAGAAACUGUGGAUAAUUGCCUUGUACAGUUAUCAAAAAAGGUCGGAGAUGCAGGUCCAAUUCUUGAUGCUAUGGCUGUGAUGUUGGAGAACAUCCCGAAUAUUACAGUUAUAGCCAGAACAACCGUCUGUGUUGUUUAUCGCACUGCUCAAGUUGCAUUUCCCGAGUCUUUGUUCCAUCAAUUACUCCCGGCUAUGGUCCACCCUGACCAUGAAACGCGAAUCGAAGCUCACCGUAUUUUCUCUGUUGUUCUUGUGCCAACUUCAGUUUGCCCUCGCCAAUCCUUUGUUACUUCAGUAGCAAACAAAGCCGCAGUUAUUCAAAGAUCGCUUUCAAGAACCGUCUCUGUCUUUUCUUCAUCAGCUGCCCUUUUUGAGAAGCUAAAGAAGGAGAAAUCCUUCUUAAGGCAGAGUUCUUCUAUACAAAAUGAAAACAAUGCUAGUGACGGUGAAGUUAGAAACAGCAAUAAUACGGUUCUGAAUCGUUUGAAAUCAUCUUAUAGUCGAGCAUACAGUUCAAGACAUCUCCCUGUAUCAUUGGAAACAGAUGAAAUUUCCCCAGGCAAUUCAAAUACGGAGUUUGAUUCUCUACGGCUUAGUAGCACCCAGAUUAGUCUCUUGCUUUCAUCGAUCUGGGCACAGUCUGUCUCUCCUCAAAAUACACCACAAAACUACGAAGCCAUUGCUCAUACAUACAGCCUUGUGAUGAUCUUUGCUCGAGCCAAGAAUUCUGGCAAUGAGUCUCUCGUUCGUAGUUUCCAGCUAGCCUUUUCUUUGCGAAGCAUCGCUCUUAAUGGAGGUGAGUGGCCACUUCCACCAUCGCGCCGUAGAUCUCUUUUCACCUUGGCAACUUCAAUGAUUCUAUUUUCAUCAAAGGCAUUCAAUAUUCUUCCUAUUGCCUAUAUUGCCAUGGCUACUAUAACAGAAAGAAUGGAUGAUCCAUUCUUGCACUUGGUGGAAGAAUGCAAGUUGAAGGCAGUGGACACUAGGCCUGACCUACCAAAAAAUGUUUAUGGAUCUGAAGAAGAUGAUAAUUUGGCUUUAAAGAUGCUCUCACAAAUUGAGAUUACCCCAGAGCAACGCAAGGAAAGCCUUGUUUCAGAGAUCUUAAAAGGCUUGGGAAUUUCAUCAGAACCUGAAUUGUCCAAUACAAGGGCACAGCUGUUAACUAAAUUCUUGCCGGAUGAUGUGUGCCCUCUAGGUGCUCACUUGCCUAUGGAUUCACUACUUAAAGUAGAUGGAUCUAGCAUACAAGAAAAUAAACCUUUUAAGGAGCAGGAAGCUCCAUUUCCCUCUAUAGAUGAAACCAAAGAGGAUUCAGGGUUGUCACAGGGAAUUCCAAAACCCCUGGAUGUCAAUCAACUCUUAGAUUCAGUAAUGGAGACUUCAGAUCAGUUUGGAAGAGAAUCUGUCUCCACCAGACCUGACAUGUCUUACAUGGAUAUGGCUCAAUAUUGCGAGACACUCUUGACUGGGAAGCGGCAGAAGAUGUCUGAUCUUGUCCAUCUGAGUCAAGAAAGCUUGAAUGGCUGCGGAUCUUUUCAAAAUCCUUUUGAUGACACAAAACAGACUGGUCCUGUCCUCGAACAAACAGAUGGUACUAACCCAUUCAAACAACCAGUCGGCACAGAGUACCAGAACCAUCUCCAGCCUUUCAGUUUACCAACCUCAACCCCAUAUGAUAACUUUCUAAAAGCUGCUGGUUGUUGA